UGAAGUUUUCCUAUGGGCCAUGAGUCCAUGACUGCUGGAGACCUUCCCCAGUGUUUCUUGCUUCAUCUAAGCAACGGUCCCUUGGAAGAAGCCCAUAUUUACCCCGACUGAAUGCUACAGAAUAAGGAGCAGUGACGCCAAAAAGCAGGGAGCGAUAAGAGCUCUGUGACAACGGAUAAGGAUCAACAAGAAAUUCUCGAGUCUUGAUCCUUGGCACACAGAGGGGAACACGGCCGGUACUCGAGCAAGGAUAGAAGCUCGUCGACGGGCUACGAGAACGCGGAAGCCUCAUCUAUCAGAUGAAGCGCCAAGCCGGCAGCACCCUGCGCAGAGGGAGGAACCGUAGUCCCCUACGCGUGCGUGGCCGUGUUCGUGCCAGGAGCUCUCUGUUACUGGUGCUGUUUGAGCCUGGAAAACUUCAUCAUUGUCCCUUUUUCAGGAUGAACCGAGUGGCGGUGAGCCACUUGGACAAAUCGGUAACUGAUGAGAAAGUACGCAACGGAUUGUUUUUUGCGGCAGUUUUGCUCCGAUACGAUCAAACAGAUGACGAUGCCCUUGUCUCUCCCUUGGUGAACCACUGCCGUCCUGUUACCGAAAACAGCGAAGCCCCGGCUCUUCGGCGGCCUGCUGUUGGACUGUUGGAUAACGCUCCAGUGUUUCCAGUGGUCCCCUGGAGGCUUGGGGGGGGUGGGGGGUUCGCUGGGUCUCUUUACAAGGACUUUCUGGCUUCCAGAACGCGCUCUUGGCCAGCUUUACCUGCGUGCCCUGCCUCGAGCCGGCCAACAGAAGGUACAGGCCCUGGCGACGUCACUGCAGAUGGGAUACUUGGCAGUGCGCUGACACAGCCCGUGCCCCCUAUCAAGCCUGCAGCCCGCAGCCAGCAUGGAGGCCCUGGCGUGGAAUCGUGGAUGGGAGAUGGCAGUUGUAGUACGUGAGGUGGGCAUUAUCACCCCAGAAAACCCGCAUUCCCACCUCCCGUAUCCAUUC
Messenger RNA from Colletotrichum acutatum, 987 nucleotides. RefSeq lists its product as uncharacterized. Bases 300 to 935 code for a protein of 211 amino acids. The record is from RefSeq and is a predicted model, not a curated record. Lineage: Eukaryota; Fungi; Ascomycota; Sordariomycetes; Glomerellales; Glomerellaceae. The transcript has a single exon.